Molecule: messenger RNA, 786 nt
Organism: Vicia faba (fava bean)
Lineage: Eukaryota; Viridiplantae; Streptophyta; Magnoliopsida; Fabales; Fabaceae
Source: the annotation of a GenBank genome assembly
AUGGGUUGUUGUGCUAGUAGUAACAGAUCUUCGUUGUCAACAACAAAGAGCAAUGAUUUUCAGGUAUCAAGAUCUAGCAUUUCUCAGGUGAAAGGCUCGGAAAACAGAGCACCCCCUCCUGUUCCAUUGGAAGAAGAAACCGUGAAGGAAGUGUUGUCGGAAACGUCAAAAUGGAAGAAAUAUGAAGGUGAAAAGCCAAAGUGUUUUGAGAAAUUUGAUAGAGAGAACAAGGUUGAGAAACCGUUCUACAAAGUCGAUGAGAUCUCUGAAUUCUCUGAGGUUUGUAGCUUAGGCGAAAGUGUGUCUACAGUCACUGAUAGGAGAGAAGAUGAAGAAGAAUUUCGCCAAAGGGUCAACGGAUCUCCCGCUAAAACACGCAAAAACCGUUCUUUUUCCGGUGAGAGAAGAGAGUGGACGGCGGGGAAGUCGCCGGCGAGAAGGUCAGAGCAGUCUCCGGUUAAAAGAAAUGCUGGGUCGGCAAGGAGAGAUCAAAUUGGAAAUGGGGGAGUCAGAAACAAUCUUCACCGGAGAGACGCCGGAGAAAACUCCGGCCGACGAUCUAGAUCACCGGCCACUCGCACUGACAACGGAUCAACGAGAUCCGUUGCGGGUCGAAGCUUAUCUGCAAGAAAAACUAACCAAUCGCCAGCUAAGGCGAGAACAUCCUCGCCGGUGAAUGGUUGCCGAAAAAUGGAGAAUUCAACAAUGGAGAAUAAAUGGCCAUCAACGGCAAAUGAGUCACUGGAAAACCCACUUGUGUCAUUGGAAUGUUUCAUCUUUCUCUAG